AUGUUAUUCAGCCCACUGAAGUCUCUGCACGGCCUCAAUGACCCGUCCUGCUUCUUCUCAAAGAAAAACCAAGCCUCCACCAGGGAGGAAGAGGAUAAGUCCUGCAGCCAGAGAGUCCUGGAUGUACCUCUCCAUAGCCUCUUGCUCGGGAAGAGAGAGGUUAAACACCCGGCUACUGGGGAGAGGAGCUCCAGGCUGGAGGUCAAUGGGGCAGUCGGUAAGGGUAAGGGUAAGGGUAAGGGUAAGGGUAAGGGUAAGGGUAAGGGUAAGGGUAAGGGUAAGGGUAAGGGUAAGGUUGUGAUAACAGUACAGCUAUGUGAUGAAGAGCAGACUGAGAAUGAGGAGGGUGAGGAGUACUUCCUGUUGUUCUCUGGCUCCUCCCAGAGUCACCUGACCAGUGCCUUGUGGAGCGGCCAUGACACUCUGCACACCCUCUGUCCCGGUCCCCCAGCCCAUGACUGCUGUGAGUCGGUGCAGGUCACCCUGUGCAGGGCCCGACCCGGCCACCUCCCGGCCGGUGAAUCCCCGGUGUCUGUGGUGGCGGUGGCGGAGCAGAGGUUCAACUUUGUCCAGGACCUGGCCUUCGACAUGGCCCAAUUUCUGGUGAGCACUGCAGGGAGACCAGACGGCCUUGAGGGGUCGCUGUUACUCGAUGAGUGUCAGAUCCCUCUGGAGGAAUGUGAGAGACUGGAUGAAAGUCUGUCCCUGGCACUGAGACACCUGGACCUGCCUGAUGGGUGGAACCUACUGGGGACACACCUCAGGAACAUCACUGAGCCCCAGGAGACUUUGGUCCACUUUGCAGCACGGUGGGGUCUUAAGAGGGUAGCUGUGUGGCUCCUACUGCAACCAGGGGCCCCUGAAGCCCUCAGACUGACCAACAGACAGGGGGCCACACCUGCAAGCAUCGCUCAGCAGCGGAGCCACCGAGACCUGCACCAGCUACUCACAAAAGCGGAGACAAAGACUUACAGAGGGACGGUCCAUCCAUCCUCUACCGGCUCCAGGGUGGUAUGUAACCUUCCCAGGCUGAACACCCACACCCUGACAGUGGGCACAGCACCGGGCACAGCCCCCCCUACUCUUCAGAGACUGGUGGAGGAGCUGAGACCCCUGGUCAGGGUGAGCUGUGAACCCCUGGGUCCACCCUAACACUACUCUACCCCUGGUACCGUACCACCCUAACACUACUCUACCUCUACCCCUGGUACCCUACCACCCUAACACUACUCUACCCCUGGUACCUUACCAAACUAACACUACUCUACCCCUGGUACCAUACCACCCUAACACUACUCUACCCCUGGUACCAUACCACCCUAACACUACUCUACCCCUGGUACCUUACCACCCUAAAACUACUCUACCCCUGGUACCUCACCACCCUAACACUACUCUACCUCUACCCCUGGUACCCUACCACCCUAAAACUACUCUACCCCUGGUACCUUACCACCCUAACACUACUCUACCCCUGGUACCUUACCACCCUAACACUUCUCUACCCCUGGUACCUUACCACCCUAACACUUCUCUACCCCUGGUACCUUACCACCCUAACACUACUCUACCCCUGGUACCUUACCACCCUAACACUACUCUACCUCUACCCCUCGUACCUUACCACCCUAACACUACUCUACCUCUGGUGCCUCACCACCCUAACACUAUUCUACCCCUGGUACCUUACCACCCAAACACUACUCUACCUCUACCCCUGGUACCUUACCACCCUAACACUACUCUACCUCUACCCCUGGUACCUUACCACCCUAACACUACUCUACCUCUAC
This is a messenger RNA of Oncorhynchus kisutch (coho salmon), 1793 nucleotides long. Its product is annotated as A-kinase anchor protein 13. Bases 1 to 1152 code for a protein of 383 amino acids. NCBI's taxonomy places the organism in Eukaryota, Metazoa, Chordata, Actinopteri, Salmoniformes, Salmonidae. Gene Ontology annotation, biological process: regulation of Rho protein signal transduction. The record is from RefSeq and is a predicted model, not a curated record. The transcript is spliced from 18 exons.